UCCCCCUGAGCUCUUCACCUCUCUAAUCUCGAGAUCCGCCGUUAGAGCUUUGUGUCCUAAACUCAGAGCUUCUGUCUUUUUCUCCUUUUCUUCUCAUCUGUGGAACCAGAUAAGGGAUCUGCAGAUCUAGUUCGUGUUCCUCUCAUUUGGUUAAUCAAGUGAACAAUGGCAACAUCAACUGAGAACCAAUGGCUCAAAGGAAGAGUGAAGGCUGUAACCUCCGGAGACUGUUUGGUGAUCACCGCUUUGACCCACAACAGACCUGGAGCUCCACCGGAAAAGACUAUCACUCUUUCUUCUCUUAUGGCACCUAAGAUGGCUCGUAGGGGAGGUAGAGAUGAGCCUUUUGCAUGGGAGAGCAAGGAGUUUCUGAGGAAACUCUGCAUUGGAAAGGAAGUUGCUUUCAAAGUGGAUUACAAAGUGGAAGCUAUAGCUGGAAGAGAAUUUGGAUCUGUUUUCCUUGGGAACCAGAAUCUUGCAAAGCUUGUUGUUCAAAAUGGUUGGGCAAAGGUUAGGGAGCAAGGUCAGCAGAAUCAAGGUAAGGUUAGUCCUUACAUUACAGAGCUGCUUCAGCUCCAAGAGCAGGCUAAGCAAGAAGGAUUUGGUUGUUUUAGCAAGGUUCCUGGUGCUGCUGAGGCAUCUAUCAGAGACCUCCCUCCUUCUGCCAUUGGUGAUGCUGGAGGUUUUGAUGCAAUGGGGCUUCUAGCUGCUAAUAAGGGCAAGCCUAUGGAAGGUAUCGUGGAGCAAGUACGCGAUGGAAGUACUAUUCGUGUUUAUCUUCUUCCAGAGUUCCAGUUUGUGCAAGUCUUCGUUGCUGGAAUCCAGUCUCCAUCGAUGGGAAGAAGAAACGCAAAUGGAAACGUUGUUGAGACGGUUCCUGAUGAGACGAAUGGAGAUGCUUCUGGUGGUGAGUCAAGAGGUCCUUUGACGUCAGCUCAGAGACUUGCUGCCUCUGCAGCAUCCUCUGGCGAGGUUUCUCCUGAUCCGUUUGCAACCGAAGCCAAGUACUUCACUGAGCAUCGUGUUCUCAGCAGAGAUGUUCGCAUUGUUCUUGAAGGUGUUGACAAGUUCAACAACCUGAUUGGUUCAGUCCAUUAUUCUGAUGGAGAAGCAGUUAAAGACUUGGGUUUGGAGCUCGUUGAAAAUGGUCUUGCUAAGUAUGUUGAGUGGAGUGCUAACAUGAUGGAGGAAGAAGCCAAGAGGAAGCUGAAAGCUGCUGAGCUUCAAUGCAAAAAAGACCGUGUGAAGAUGUGGGCAAGCUAUGUUCCUCCAGCUACAAACUCUAAAGCAAUCCAUGAUCAGAACUUUACUGGAAAGGUAGUGGAAGUGGUGAGUGGGGACUGUGUUGUAGUUGCUGAUGAUGCUAUCCCAUACGGGAGCCCAGCUGCAGAGAGACGUGUCAAUCUUUCGAGUAUCAGAUGUCCAAAAAUAGGCAACCCACGUAGAGAAGAGAAGCCAGCUCCUUAUGCUCGUGAAGCAAGAGAGUUUCUGAGGCAACGUCUUAUUGGCAAACAGGUUAUAGUUCAAAUGGAAUACUCAAGAAAAGUCACACCAGCAGAAGGUGCUACCACAACUGGUGCUGCUGAUAGGAUCAUGGACUUUGGCUCAGUGUUCAUUCCAUCUUCUCCCGCCAAAGGCGAUACCGAGGAAGUGGCUGCAUCAGCCAUCUCCGGCACUCAGCCGGCUGGAGUGAACAUCGCUGAGCUUCUUCUGUCUCGUGGUUUCGGAAACGUGGUCAGACACAGAGAUUUCGAAGAGAGAUCAAACCAUUACGAUGCUCUUCUCGCUGCUGAAUCUCGUGCCUUGUCUGGAAAGAAAGGAAUCCAUUCCGCUAAAGAGUCUCCAGCAAUGCACAUCACUGACCUGACCGUGGCCGCGGCUAAGAAAGCCAAAGACUUCUUGCCGUCGCUUCAGAGGAUCAGGAGGAUACCGGCUGUUGUGGAAUAUGUGCUGAGUGGACAUCGGUUCAAGCUUUAUAUCCCGAAGCUGACGUGUAGUGUAGCGUUUGCGUUCUCUGGUGUUCGAUGCCCUGGCCGUGGAGAGCCUUUCUCGGAUGAAGCUAUCUCUGUGAUGAGACGGAGGAUCAUGCAGAGAGAUGUUGAGAUUGAAGUUGAAACGGUGGAUAGAACCGGUACUUUCUUGGGAUCAAUGUGGGAGGGGAGGACAAACGUGGCGACUGUUCUGCUUGAAGCUGGUUUAGCGAAAAUGCAGACUAGCUUUGGUGCAGACAGGAUCGUUGAAGCACAUAUUCUUGAACAGGCUGAGAGAACCGCUAAGAAUCAGAAACUGAAGAUUUGGGAAAGCUAUGUUGAAGGACAAGAAGUCUCAAACGGAAGUACAACAGUAGAGACCAGGCAAAAGGAGACCUUAAAGGUUGCUGUUACUGAAGUGCUUGGAGGUGGUCGGUUCUAUGUUCAAUCUGUUGGAGAUCAGAGAAUAGCUUCUAUUCAGAACCAGCUUGCAUCUCUUAGUGUUAAAGAUGCUCCAAUCAUUGGAUCCUUCAACCCUAAGAGAGGUGACAUUGUUCUUGCACAGUUUAGCCUUGACAACUCCUGGAACCGUGCAAUGAUUGUGAGUGCACCCAGGGAAGCUAUUCAGUCUCCAGAUGAGAAGCUUGAAGUGUUCUACAUCGAUUAUGGAAACCAAGAGUUAGUCCCUUACAGCGCAAUCCGACCAAUAGACGCUUCUGUGUCCUCAGCACCAGGGCUUGCUCAGCUAUGCAGGCUUGCCUACAUAAAGGUUCCAGGCUUGGAGGAAGACUUUGGUCCUGAAGCCGGAGAGUAUCUGCAUACCGUGACGCUGGGAAGUGGUAAAGAGUUCAAAGCAGUGAUUGAAGAAAGAGACACAUCUGGAGGUAAAGCCAAAGGACAAGGAACUGGAACUGAACUUGCUGUCACUCUCAUUGCUGUUGAUGAAGAGAUCUCUGUCAACGCUGCAAUGCUUCAGGAAGGAAUAGCGAGAAUGGAGAAACGUAGGAGGUUUGAGCACAAGGACAAGCAAGCAGUUCUUGAUGCUUUAGAGAAGUACCAGGAGGAAGCUCGCAAGGCUAGAACUGGAAUCUGGCAGUACGGUGACGUGGAAUCAGAUGAUGAGGAUACUGGUCCGGCCAGGAAGCCUGCCGGUGGUCGCCGGUAGAUCAUCGGAAAUUAAUAUGCUGGUUUCAAAGGUACCAUGAGGUAGGGGAACAAGUGUUCUGUCUGGUCGGUUUCUAUAAGAGGGUUUAAAGACCUGUCAUCAGAUUUUUCUGAAACUUUUUUUAGAUUGUUCACUUUCUUUUUUUUCUUUUUAAUUUUUAUACUUUUUGAGUUUUAAAGAGGACUUUCUAUGUAGGGCUUGAAAUAAGGGAAGUUUGAACUAUGCUUCAACAGUUUUUUUAAUACUUUUUCACAAUCA
Raphanus sativus (radish) is the source of this 3393-nucleotide messenger RNA. Its product is annotated as ribonuclease TUDOR 1. NCBI's taxonomy places the organism in Eukaryota, Viridiplantae, Streptophyta, Magnoliopsida, Brassicales, Brassicaceae. The record is from RefSeq and is a predicted model, not a curated record. Bases 166 to 3135 code for a protein of 989 amino acids. Gene Ontology annotation, molecular function: nuclease activity; RNA binding. Gene Ontology annotation, biological process: regulatory ncRNA-mediated gene silencing; mRNA catabolic process. The transcript has 15 exons. Gene Ontology annotation, cellular component: RISC complex; cytosol; nucleus.